AUGUCGUCCCACCAACUUGCGCAAAAGAUCUUUGUCGUCUUUGUGGACGGUGAAGCGGAUGUUAACUCUCAUACGUUCAAUCAUGUAGCUACACGUGGCUGCAGUGGAUUCCUUGUACUACCUGACCCAAACACCAUCGACUUGUUAGCUUUGCUAGGCGUUCAAGGAGAAGAUGGUUCCAUUGCAUACCCGGAGUUACCUAUUUUCUUCUACAGUGCUUGUGAAUCCGCAUGUCAACUCGUCAAGAAUGCAGGAGUGAUGUCAGUGCAUCAAGUCUCAGAAGAUGGAGCUGACACGAAGAAGCAAAUCAUUUCCAAGCUGGCUGACGUAGAAAUUGCCAAGGCUCUGGUGUUUGUACACGUUAAAGUGACCAAGAACUCGUCGCUGACUGCAGAUUCGUGGAUCUAUUCUCUCGUGUCGGAACUCGCAACGCAGCAGCAAAACGACGGUAACAGCAAGUUCUUUGUCUCAAUCGUAAAAACUGCCAGUCAACAUGUACUAAAGCUGUCGAAGCCUCAUCCUCUUCGACCACAGCAAAGCUACGAGAAAUGGGACCAUAAAUACCUCGAACAAAAGGAAAUGGAAGCUCCGAGACGCCUCAUGUUUGCUAGUUUUUAUCAGGACCAGACGCGUCGUGAUGCCGUGCAGACAUUUGACGAGACAGAGAUUGACAAGCUCGGUGGGUACGGAACAAUGGAUGCACGUGUCUUUAUGAAAGAAAUGGCAUUCCGUCUUGGAUGCGUUCCUAAAUAUGGUGCUUAA
Peronospora belbahrii is the source of this 762-nucleotide messenger RNA. The record is from the annotation of a GenBank genome assembly. NCBI's taxonomy places the organism in Eukaryota, Oomycota, Peronosporomycetes, Peronosporales, Peronosporaceae.